CGAACAGUUGAAAUUUCUUUGAAAUCCAGACAGAGAGAAGCUUGCAUAACAACCCAACUUCUCAGUCCAAAAGACUCCAAAUUUUUCUUCAACUUCCUUCCCUUCCCUGUAUUAUAGCAAUUCUUUAUAGGACCUCUCACUCUAAGCGCCAUAUUUUAUUGCGCAUCAGAAUUUCUUAGUACCCAAAUAAUUUCUUUCUGCUUCUGUUGGAUUCUUUGCUUUCAGCUUAAAAUCAGUCGGAAAAACACUUUUCUUCAGUUUUGGAAUUGCUUUUGAACUUCAAAGGCGGUUUAAACUUUCGCCCACCAAAUGGUCUACGCUUUGACUUGCUGGUAGUGGCGGUUCCUGUCUUUUGGUAAAAAAAUACAGUUAGCAUUCGAGCUGUCCAUGAUCUGCAUGUGGAACAGCUAAAUUUCGAUAAUUUCGACUUUUGGGCUUUGUUCCUGAAGCGGUUUGAACUUGUGGGUUGUAUUUUUUUCUUUUGCUUUUUUUCUAGCGAUUCUCUGUCUUGUGUUGUGAGGUUCUGGAUAUUGGAAGUGUUUUUGAAGGGUUUGAGGUUUUUUGUUUUAGUGGGGUUUUGUUUUUGUUUAUGUUUCUUCACAUCCUGAAAUUCGAUUUUUGGUACAGUUAAUAAUUCGAUACUGGGAACUGAGUUGUAAGUUAUUGGAGUUGGGGUUAGUUGGUGGUUUCAGUUCAUGGUUUGUGUUCAGGAUUGUAGAUACGAGGAGCCGAAAUUAAGGUUGUCGGAGUUGGGGUUUGGUCGGUUUCUGUUGCGCAUCCCCGUGCACUAGGCAAAAUGGGAAGCAAUGGGGUUGACCAUCCAUUGAAACAUUUGGAAGAGGAAGGCGGUAGCAGCCAAGGACAGAGUUGUUUUCAGCAGGAGAGGAAUCAGAAGACAAAUUCUUCACGGCCUUCUCCGGUUUUAGAGAUUUUUCAGGCAAAAGAGUUCAAUGUUGGUUCUUCACCUCGGAGAGGUAUGCUGAUUGAGGAUUAUGAGAUUAGAUUCCCUAGAUCCAGGAUGGAGAGGAAGGGAAGGCAUGACUUAAAGCUGGAUAGACUGUCAGAGCGUGAAAAGAGAAAACUGAUUGUUGAGAUGGUCAAGAUACAAAACGAUGGAACAGUAGAAGUUGAUUUGGGAAAAAGUGCACCUGUUGCCUCUGAGUUCUUAGAGCUCCAGACUGUCGAAGAUGUGCCCAUCAAUCUUGAUGACACGCCUUCCAAUACCAUCAAGUCAAUUCCAAGGUUGAAAAUUUGCAUACUUGUGGUUGGAACAAGAGGAGAUGUACAGCCUUUCCUGGCUAUGGCAAAGAGAUUUCAGGAGUUUGGCCAUCAUGUUAGGUUGGCAACUCAUGUGAACUUCAGCUCUUUUGUGAAGUCGGCUGGUGUAGACUUUUAUCCAUUGGGUGGUGAUCCUCGUGUUUUGGCAGGAUAUAUGGCCAGAAAUAAAGGUCUCAUUCCAUCCGGCCGAGCAGAAAUAUUGAUACAAAGAAAGCAACUGAAGGCAAUUAUUGAAUCUCUUCUUCCAGCAUGCACAGAACCAGAUAUAGAAACUGGUGUGCCCUUUAAGGCACAGGCAAUUGUUGCAAACCCUCCUGCUUAUGGACAUGCUCAUGUUGCAGAAGCUCUUGGAGUACCCCUUCAUAUUUUCUUCACAAUGCCAUGGACGCCUACUUAUGAAUUUCCUCACCCACUGGCACGUGUACCUCAAAGUGCUGGUUAUUGGAUUUCAUACAUUAUUGUGGAUUUACUGAUAUGGUGGGGUAUUCGGGGAUAUAUAAAUGACUUCAGAAAAAAGAAGUUGAAGCUUUCUCCUAUUGCAUACUUCAGCACAUACCAUGGAUCAAUAUCUCAUUUGCCUACAGGCUAUAUGUGGAGUCCUCACGUUGUGCCAAAGCCAAGUGAUUGGGGAUCUCUUGUGGAUGUCGUUGGUUAUUGUUUCUUAAACCUUGGGUCGAAGUAUCAACCUCAAGAUGAGUUUGUUGAAUGGAUUCAGAAAGGGCCCAAACCUAUAUAUAUUGGCUUUGGAAGCAUGCCGCUCGAUGAUCCCAAGAAAACUACGAAUAUUAUAUUGGAGGCGUUGAAAGAUACAGGACAGAGAGGAAUAAUUGAUAGAGGUUGGGGAGACCUGGGUAAUGUUACAGAAGCAUCCAAUAAUGUUUUCCUCUUGGAGGACAGCCCUCAUGAUUGGCUAUUUCCUCAAUGUUCAGCUGUGGUUCAUCAUGGUGGUGCUGGGACUACAGCUACAGGAUUGAGAGCUGGGUGUCCAACAACCAUAGUGCCGUUCUUUGGCGAUCAGUUCUUCUGGGGUGAUAGGAUACAUGAGAAAGGCUUGGGGCCUGUACCAAUACCUAUUUCUCAGCUCAGUGUUGAGAACCUUUCAAAUGCUAUUAGAUUCAUGCUGGAGCCAGAGGUUAAAUCUCGAGUACUAGAAAUAGCAAAGUUGAUAGAGAAUGAAGACGGUGUUGCAGCUGCAGUUGAUGCAUUUCACCGGCAGUUACCUCCUGAGUUACCAUUGCAACCUGCAUCUUCAGAGGAAGAUGAGCUUCCAAGCCCUAUGGUGUUGUUAUUUCUUCAACUUCAGAAGUGGAGCUGCCUGCCUUUUGGCAUGUAGGAUUCUUGCUGUGUCUUGUGCUGUUGUAUAGAUAUGUUUUUUUUUUUUUUAUAUUCGUAAUUUAGAUUGGCGUUUCAUUCAUUUCAUUUAUGGCUUCCCUGCGUGGGUUUGAUUGAUAAAUUGCUUACAAGUUACAAGUUAAUAUAGGGUUCUCACAGCUUGGGGUAUAGAGAAUUACAAAAUGUCAAAUUUCGUUUCAGUUAGUAAAACUGACAAAGUGAGAAUAUAACGAUGCUGAACCGAAUCAAUUAUUUAUAUCAUUUUUUUCAUUAUUUGCUUGA
Molecule: messenger RNA, 2892 nt
Organism: Malus domestica (apple)
Lineage: Eukaryota; Viridiplantae; Streptophyta; Magnoliopsida; Rosales; Rosaceae
Product: sterol 3-beta-glucosyltransferase UGT80B1-like
Biological process (GO): carbohydrate metabolic process
Molecular function (GO): hexosyltransferase activity; UDP-glycosyltransferase activity
Source: RefSeq, a predicted model, not a curated record